AUGAAGUGUCAAUAUCAUGAAGGAUAAGUUAAAACUCACAUCUGUCUAAAAGGGUUAUGCAAGCAUGCAGUACUAUGUCCAAUUUGUAUUGCCAAAGAUCAUUAAAAUCAUAUGACGAUAGAGCUUUUAUAAUUUAAAAGAUCUGUUGCUAACUUGAUUUUAUAACAUGAUAAUCCAGAACCUUUAGAUAAUAUAAGUGAAUUGACACUUUAAAUUGCAUAAUUUGAUUAAUCUCUUUAAGAAAGUCUUAAAUUAUUGUAUUAAAAAAGAAAAGAAACAAUUGAAUUUGAACACUUCAAAUAAGUAGAAGGAAUUCUUAAAGUAGAACAUCCAACUAAUUCUUAAUAGAUGGCUUUAAAAAAAGUAGGAUAACAUAUGCUCUUUUAUAAAGAUUAAUCAAAUUAAUGGACAUUUUAGUUAGUUGCUGAUAAUUAGGAAUAUAAGAUUUGGGAUAAAUUAAUCUAAGAUUUAAGAAAUCAAGUAAAAUAAUAAACAAAUCAAUUAUCUAAAAUAUUAGAUUCAUUAUAAUAAAUAUCAAAAUUAAUUGAUUAUGAAGUAAAACAAAAGAAAGUUAUAAUAAAUACAAAUAAUUUAGAAGUGUAAAAUGAUGGUUUCAAUAUAUCUAAAAAGAUAAAAGCAGAAGGUCGAGAAUUAGAAAUAUAAUAAUAAUAAGAAUAAGAUGAAUUUUUUAAGGCAGAAUAAUAACAAUCUAUUAGAUUACUUAGAAUGUUAGAAAAUAAUUCUGAUAGUGAAGAUUCAGAACCCAAGAUUAUACAUUAAAUCUAAUAAUAAAAACCUAAUCUAUAAACUUAAACUACUUAAUAAUUAGAAUCAUAAUAACCUUUAUUAUUUACAUAACCAGACAGAAAAUAUAUACCAGUCACUGAAUAAUAUAAGGAUUCAGAUAUAUCUAAAUAAGGUUAAGUUAGAGAAAAAAGAAAAUAUGUAAAAAAAGCAGAUAAAUUAGCAAUGAUGGGUUAAAAAAGAAUAUAUAGAAGGAAAACUUAUGAUAGAUUUAAAUUUAAUACAAAUUAAUGUAUCGCAGUAUUUAAAGAGAUGUUAGAUUGA
Molecule: messenger RNA, 1068 nt
Organism: Paramecium primaurelia
Lineage: Eukaryota; Ciliophora; Oligohymenophorea; Peniculida; Parameciidae
Source: the annotation of a GenBank genome assembly